GCUUCAGUUUAGUAAAUAAUUAUACCACUAUUUUUACCCACCUUCCUGUAUGAACCGCCUAGAAUAGCCUUGUUUUCCCUAAACCAAACCAAGCUAUCUACCCUUGGAGAUCAGCAGUCCCAUAUUCAGCCUCCCUUGCGAUAAUUACCACGGGGAAGCCAUGGUCGAGUUAGAACCGGUGUUUGCUACCUCAUUCCCACGAUUUCCAGACCUUCCAGCAGAGUUGAGACAUAUUAUAUGGCGCUUUGCUCUGCCACGCCGAGUCUUUGAAAUCCGGAACGAAACCGUCUCCAUCAGGCGGGACGGCGAGGCCAACGUUACCAAAGAGUUAGACCACGAUUCUUGGCGGAUUCGCGGCUCAGACUUGGUAGCCGUGAUAUUAGCUCCGCCAGCGUUGCUUUCAGUAAAUCGUGAAGCACGGCGAUUCGCUUCGCGGUCUGGGUCAUGGAAGUUCGUUGGUAGUCGUCCUCGUGGCGUCUGCUACGUGAUUAAGCAGAUGACGUGGUUUGAUCCUUCUACCGAUACGCUCUGCUUCGAUGAUUCCGUUUUUCAACAUGUUCAGGGUCACGUUACGGAACAGAACGGCCUCGUUAUGGAACAUGUCAACAAUCCCGCCGUCACCAGGUUUUACUUCGCCAGCUCUCCCGCAAGUCCCGUCUGCGUGAGCCUCGCAGCUCUAUCGGGUGCUUCGGGGAAGUUCUUCGUAGAGCAAUGGAAACAUAAGCGGGGUUUCUGGUCCGGCGUACCGCAGUAUCUGUUCUACCACGACAGCAUACUGAUGCACCUUGGUAGAUCUCCCAAGGUGCAAGCGAUCUUUGGAAAGGGUGCUGAUAGAUGUCAUACCCUUCUUGUUAAUGCUAACGAUCGUGGGAAACUGCGGCAGCUAAAAGAGCUAUACGUUGAGGAGUCGGAUCCGCCAUACUUCCAGCGGAGAGUUGCAGAUUGGCUUGAAUACAUUACGGAACUGGGUGAGAAGUAUAUUAAGCAGUCUUAUGACGAUCUAAAAAACCUUUGGCUCAGAGCUCAAGACGACAUUCCAUCCUCAGCUCUAGUCAUCUCGCCGAAUCAGAUGAACGUCCAGACGAAAUCAGUAAUCGACCCCGGAGCUGUUAUUCACGCCGUGCAGCAAUUCGACCAUGGCCACUCCCGGUGCCGUGAAAUCAUCAAGGCUAUGCCGCGCAUGGAGCUCGUGGUUCACUUUCGGCUGUGUAUCUCCAACCAUGAUAAACAAUGUCACAAAAAGCCCAAGUCCCUCGGAAACGGAGAGCCGCUGGGAAUAGAUGUCAACUCGCACCUUGAGCAACCGUAGUUCCAAAGUUUUAAUAUAAGAUUGUAUAUUAUUCUA
Daldinia loculata is the source of this 1345-nucleotide messenger RNA. RefSeq lists its product as uncharacterized. The transcript has 2 exons. Lineage: Eukaryota; Fungi; Ascomycota; Sordariomycetes; Xylariales; Hypoxylaceae. The record is from RefSeq and is a predicted model, not a curated record. Bases 161 to 1309 code for a protein of 382 amino acids.